ACAACUUCCGUGUGUCCAGCUGACCAUUCGGUUCGCGACGGAGACGUCGGUGGACUUUGAUACAUGUUGCCACCGACUACACAGAGAGGUGCAUUAAGUUACCCAAAUUCACGGUUGUUGAGAGAAGCGGCAGAAGAUACCCUAAUUUCUGCGAAAAUGACAGACUUGGGGAUUUCACUGGCACUAUUGGCGACAACAGUACUUCUCUGCGAGGCGAUGCGCAGACUGAUCUCGCGCCUCUUCUCUGGCAAGGAUUAUGGGAUUUACCUAGUGGAAAUUGUCUCGACCUACCAGCUCUGUGCAUGUACGCACGAACUCAAAGUCCUGGGCGAAGUGGGCCGAAUCGAACAGCACAUAGGGCUCACACUGACUUUCAUAAUCACGGUGGUCCACGUAAUAACUUUUCACGGGGCGUUCGCCAACCCAAAUGGUGCUCUCGAGAACGUUUACCGCAAGAAUAUCACAGGGAAAAGCGCUGUGGCGCGCAUAACUUGUAUGUUUAUAGGUGGGAAAGCAGCGCAGCUCCUUGCGCCCCACAUUUGGUCCUUGGGUCUAUCCGACCACCACCUCAGGCACGCAAGGUUCGGAUUUAAAUGCUUCAGUCCCAUCAAUGGGUCCCUUGUUGGAGGCCGCUGGUGUGGAGCUGGCUUGUACUUUCACUGUCCAAGCCGCAGUCCUCCACAUUCAUAAACUAGACGAGAGAUUCCACGCCCCUGUCAUCGCUGCUGUCAUUACAUCACUGGUUUACUCAGGUUUGUCAAGUUGAUUUUCAUUAUGAUCAUCACCAAACUGUUUAAUAAGUCAGAAAUAUAAUAGCCUAGUUGUUUUUAUAGGCUAUGCGGCUUAUCAUUUGCAACAGUUAUCUGCUUGUGCCCUCAUGUCAUUCAUACUUCAAUUGAACUAAUUGAAUUUCGGUUUGCAAUUACUGGACUUGGGACUGGGAAAUAAAUGGAGACUAGGAGUGUGUGUGCAAGCAGGCAAGGAGAGAAAGGGGGGCGUGGGUGUAUGUAUUUACACUAACCUAUAUGAAUGUGAGAGGAACUAUCCUAGUGAUACUUCAACUGACCUUCACCCUUUGCUGUCCCCCCCCCCCCAUCUCAGGGGGUCAUAUUUCAGGGGCUGUUUUCAACCCAAUCAUGGCUUUCUCCGUCCAGUUCCCCUGCAGUGGACACACCUUCCUGGAAUAUGCUUUUGUCUACUGGCUGGGACCAGUCAUAGGUAAAGUACUAGUGCUAUUUUGCCUACUGGCUGUAAAGGAAAUGGUAGCCUGGUCAAGCAGACUGACAACAGCGCUCACACUUCGUCAUACUUGUGAUACGUGAAUUGAAACAGAAUGUGAGCUGUCGUGAUAUCUGUCGGGUUCCACUAAGAUAGAAAAAUGAUAGCCUGGUCCCAGAUCGGUUUGUGCUGUACAGCCCAUUUUUAUUUAUUUUUAUCCGGUAAGUUGACUGAGAACACAUUCUCAUUUACAGCAACGACCUGUGGAUUAGUUACAGGGGAGAGGGUGGAUGAAUGAGCCAAUUGGAAGCUGGGGAUGAUUAGGUGGCCAUGAUUGUAUGAGGGCCAGAUUGGGAAUUUAGCCUGAAUACCCCUACUCUUACAAUAAGUGCCAUGGGCCACAGAGAGUCAGGACACCCGUUUAAAGUCCCAUCCGAAAGACGACACCCUACACAGGGCAAUGUCCCCAAUCACUGCCCAGGGGCAUUGGGAUUUAUUUUAGACCAGAGGAAAGAGUGCCUCCUAGUGGCCCUCCAACACCACUUCCAGCAGCAUCUGUUCUCCCAUCCAGGGACCAACCCUGCUUAGUUUCAGAGGCAAGCCAGCAGUGGGAUGCAGGGUGGUAUGCUGCUGGCAUGACAAUUUGGGACCAGACUAGAAAAAUGGGUUGUUGUGUAAGACAAUUGAGUUUCACCCUGCCCUGGGGUUUGGGACAGGGCUGGACUACUUGCUCCUAAGUGUAACCUGUAUAAUCUAUCUGUAUUCACAGGCAUGGCAAUGUGCAUCCUGCUCUUUGACAAAGUCAUCCAACUCCUAUCUGGGAAAAGCACAAUGGGCCUGGGCAUCCCUGUUGUCCAGAAGAAGAAGAUACAGUAACACACAACUGAGAUUGUGGCUUUGGUCCUCUGUGUAGGCUCUUUUCUAUAAGAUGGUGCAGGGUCGGCCAUUAGUAUUUGGUCAUUAUGGUCACCUUAACAUUACUAGAUCUAAGGGCGCUCACACAUACAAAGUCUUAACUUUGUGAUCAUUUUACC
Coregonus sp. 'balchen' is the source of this 2252-nucleotide messenger RNA. Lineage: Eukaryota; Metazoa; Chordata; Actinopteri; Salmoniformes; Salmonidae. The record is from the annotation of a GenBank genome assembly.